GUGAGUGAGUGAGUGAGUGAGUGAGUUAGCAAUGUAGAUCUCUUCUUGGCUCACAUAGUGAUGUUAUUUCAUCUCCCCCAGGCUUCGGGAGAUGCUGAGAAGAUGGAAUCGGAGUGGGCUUCCAGAACCAUCGUGGUGUCCGGCAUUCCCGAGGACGUGUUGCCCAUUGCCGUGAUGGCCGACAAGCUCACCAUUCACUUCCUGAGGCCGAGGAAUGGCGGCGGGGAGGUGGAAAACGUGGUCUAUCCGUGUGAGGUCAAGGGCAACGCUUACGUCACGUUCGAAGAGGAGAAAGUUGUGGAGAGCGUGCUGAAGAAAGACGAACAAGCCCUGGAGGACAAGGCGUUGCCCUCGAGAUACCCGCUGAAGGUUUCACGCUACAGAGUGGACGUGUUUACGCGGGUCUCGGUGGACCUGGACCUAUCGAGCCUGGAGCCCAGGAUGGACGUCGGCAAACUCCUGCGAGACCUUCAGAGCAACAACAAGUCGCUUCACUUCUCCGCCCGCGGCGAGCGCAAGCUGCACGUGGAUGGCACGUUCACGGCCAUCAAGGAGCUCCGCAAAGACCUCUUGAGCAGGAUCGCUGAGCUGCCCCCGAGGAGGGUCCCCAAACCCGCGGGGAAAGACGGUCCCCAAGCCAAGGAGUCCCGCAAGUCUUGUCCUCCCGCACCUCACGAGGAGGCCACCAUCAUCCUGGACUCGGACAUCUUCAGGUACAUGGACAUGUUCUGCAAAGAGGAGUACGAGGGCAUCCUGCGGAAGCAGCGGGUGACCAGCCGAGUGUCCGAGUCUGACGACCUGACCACCAUCCAGCUGGAGGAGGCCGGGGACUUGCACGACGCCUCCCAGCUGACGGUGGCCAAGUUUAGCCUGGAGAUGCUCAUCAACCGCAUGCAGCAGCUGCUGGUCAGCGAGAAGGUGCGGUUGGAGCCCGGGGGGGCCGGGGGGCAGAGUCGCGGGCGGGCGCUGGAGAUCUGCGAAGACCUGAAGCCUCGCUUCCCCACUGUCCUGGUCCACCGCACGGCCGAGCACGUCACCCUGAUCGGCAGCUCCAGCGAGUCCUACCAGUUCCGGCGGGAGGUGGAGAACGAGCUGAAGUCCGGGCAGACGGUGGGGGGGGGCGAGCUCAAGCCGCCCGGGCAGUCAACGCGGGUGGUGGCCGGCAGCGAGACCACCUACCGCUUCAGCCAGGGCUUGAGCUCUGCGGACGUGGGCGGGCUGCGCGCGGACACCGCCCUGGUCGGCGAGUACUACCCGAGCAAGAAGAGCCACGUGGAUCCGAGCGGCAAGAGGCUGUACGACAGCCUGGCCUACCCGUGCGGGGCAGAGGACGGGAGCGGGAAGCGCGGAGGCUACCACUCGCUCCCGGGGCCGCUGGCCGGAGGCACGUCCGCCCUGGCUCUGGGCUCGCACUCGUUCUCCACCCGCUCCAGCUCGGUCCGCGACGGCCACUCGGUCAACCCCGUCCGAUCUCCGCCCGGGGUCUGAGAGAGAGGUGGGAUUGGGGGGGGACCCGCACGCCCGCACACCGACUUUGUAUGGGACGGAACAUGCCCGGGGAGAGAGAGAGAAAGAGAGAGAGAGAACGAUGGACAUCCUUUAGCACAUAUUUGCCGACUCAUGUCCUGUAAGAACCGCAGAGCCCCGAGGAGCCUUCAUACUUGUCUCUCGUCCCAUUUUACUAAUCCGUGGCAGCACUUUAUCUUCUUAAUCCCAUCCCAUCGUUCCCCUCCCAUUCCACCCCCCACCUCACACUCCACCUCAGCCCUCUCCCCACCCCACCCGCUUUGCUCCACGACCUUAGUUGCGUCAGCCCCGCAUAGUUGGUAGCCCACUCGCCUCGACGAGUCAGAAGCUUGUGGGUUUCAAGCCCUCACCUCAGGAGUUGGGAGUCACACAGUCUUAAGUUGACCCUCCAAUUCAAGAUGGUAGCGGGGGAGGGGGCGGUGGGGGCGUUUUUGCAUUGUCAAGAGUGCCGUCCUUCGGAUGAGUCGUUAAAACAGGUCCUGUCUGACUGUCCAGAUGGACGUUAAAGAUCCCAAUGGUAACGUUUGGAA
Molecule: messenger RNA, 2057 nt
Organism: Callorhinchus milii (elephant shark)
Lineage: Eukaryota; Metazoa; Chordata; Chondrichthyes; Chimaeriformes; Callorhinchidae
Gene: rbm43
Product: RNA-binding protein 43
Exons: 6
Coding region: 61-1488 (475 amino acids)
Molecular function (GO): RNA binding
Source: RefSeq, a predicted model, not a curated record